Messenger RNA from Colletotrichum orchidophilum, 1989 nucleotides. RefSeq names its product cupin. The transcript has 4 exons. Lineage: Eukaryota; Fungi; Ascomycota; Sordariomycetes; Glomerellales; Glomerellaceae. Gene Ontology annotation, molecular function: centromeric DNA binding. The coding region runs from base 1 to 1989 and encodes 662 amino acids. Gene Ontology annotation, biological process: kinetochore assembly; spindle attachment to meiosis I kinetochore; attachment of mitotic spindle microtubules to kinetochore. The record is from RefSeq and is a predicted model, not a curated record. Gene Ontology annotation, cellular component: kinetochore.
AUGGCACCACCGCGACAGAGCAACGUUCGGCGUCGCGAGACGUCUACGGGCGAUUUUCAUGAGCUUGGCGUAAAAGGACGAAAGACUGGCAUUGAGUUGCCCGACACAGGCGUACGCGACGAACAUGGCAUGCAGCCUAUCGACGGCCUCUUCUCCUCGCCAGAGAAGGAUAAUAGAUCCGCCAGCGACGAUGGCGAAGAGGACAUGGAGCUGGAGUCGGAAUCCGGUCCCGGUCCUUCCACGAUUAUGAAGAACCACCCUCGGCUUGUUCCCCGAGGAACAUCCCCGCGAAAGACGAACCUCGGAUCGCCUGCGAUGCGGCACCCAAGCUUCGGCCCUUCCUCAUCGCCGACACGACUAUCGCCUCAGCGGAGGUCAUCCUCGCCAACAGAGCCUCAGCCAACUCGCGGGGGUCCGGUAUCACGCAAACUCGACUACGGUGCCCUGGAAAAGAACGGACCCGGCCUCAAUGGCAAACGUCCAAAUGGGUUCAAGAGCGGACGCGCAGUCUCCUCCGAGAAUGAGGAAGACGAGGAGGCCGUUUUACAGGCGCACAACGGCCCUGUUGAGAAUGGGGACGAAGAGUCGAUGCAAAUGGUCAGCAUGGACGACGGCGAAGUGCCAGAGCCUGAGUCUGAGCCAGAAGCACCGGAACCAGAGGAAAUAUCAGAAGUCGAGGCUCCGAAACAGCCUGUCAAGCGUAAAGGCCGUCCGGCUAAGGCGAAGCCAGUCGUUCAGGAAGAGGCAGAAGAAGCAGCGGCACAGUCCAGCAAUGAAUCCGAACAAGAGAAAGCACCAGUCAAGAGGAGAGGCAGGCCGGCAAAGGGCAAGGGCAAAGACAAGAGCCAAGCAGACGAACCUGGGCCUGAGCAGGAAAAGGAGCCGGAACCGGAGGUCAGCGCGCCCAAACGCAGACGUUCGCGCAACUCAAACGGAGACAAGGAGCAAGAGGAGGAAGACGACCGCGCAUCCAAACGACAGCGGAAAGAACCCAAGAAGGCGACAGGCGGAGCACGUGGGCGGCCAAAAGCUGUUCCCCAGGAGGAAGAGGGCGAGUCACCGAAGCAGACAGCCAAGGCCGCCUCAAAAUCCAAACCCGGACCCAAGGGAAAGCCAGGCCGCAAACCGCAAGCCACAGCUGGCGAGGACUCGAUCCUGGGCGUGGUGCAAAAGGGACCGCCCAUGCCCAAGGCGCGCGGUCUGGUCUCGCAGAAGCAGAAGCAAGACCCCCACUCCAUCACCCACACGCGAUCCGGCCGCCAGUCGUACAGGCCGUUGGCGUUCUGGAAGAACGAGCACGUCACCUACGACGAAGAUGGGGCCUUUGAAGACGGCAAAAAGGGCAACAGAUUUCUGCUGCCCAGCGUCAAGGAAGUCGUCCGCGUCGAGGAAGAGGAACGGGAGGCGGCGCGCAAGGGCAAGUCGAGAGGCCGCAGACCCACCGCCAAGGCAGGCAGGCGGCGACAACAGGUUGAGUCCGAAGACGAGGAGCCGGCGGAACCGUGGGAGCAGGACCCCGGCAGCGUCGACGGCGAGAUCGUGGUCUGGCAGCCGGAACACGAGUUCAACCCCCCCGCCAUCAAUGAGCAAGUCGAGAUUGACGAGGAGCGGAUUGCGGUUGCCGCGAGCGCCAUCCAAACAAGGGACAUUCGCGAUGCGACGUUCCGCUUCGCAAAGACGCUCAGCCUGCCCUUUUUCGGUUCCGGCGUCGUUGACCUCCCGCCCGGCGCGGAGAAGCGGCCCAAGAACUCGCGCAAGAUGCAGAUGGUCUUUUUCGUGUUCCAGGGCAAGGUCCUGGUCAUGGUGCACGAGUCGCAGUUUAGGAUCAGCGCCGGUGGAAUGUGGUUCGUGCCGAGAGGCAACUACUACAGCAUCCAUAAUGACUAUGAAAACCCAGCUCGCAUCUUCUUUGCGCAGGGUUGCGAGUUGAGCAGCGCCGCGGCGAUAGGAGGGACUCCUGGGUUCUCUCAAGAUACGACCAUUGGCUGA